AUGUUACAAUAUUACAGCUUCGCUAUUUAUGUGCCCUGUAUUUGGUUCUAUCUCUCGAGCGCAUUACCAAAUCAAGGUACGGAUUCCCACCAGAGCAGACCUCUGGCUCAACGAGGCAAUAGUCAAAAUGACUACAUAGAUCAUGUCAUGGCGGGUAUCAAUCAGUUACAAACUUGGUAUCAUGAUGAUGAUGGCCGCUGGAAUGGUACCUGGUGGGAUAGCGCAAAUAUUAUCACGAUGAUGGCUGAUUUUCAGGAACACUUUCCCUCAAUUAUUAUGCCGGUAACUGACCAUAUUUUCCCAAAUACCCUACAUAGAGCCACUGCAGGCUCUCCCAACUUUCUGAACGAGUACUACGAUGAUGAGCUUUGGUGGGCACUAGCAUGGAUUAAAGUCUAUGAUGUUACAUCAAACCAAGUCUAUCUCAAUACAGCCGCGGCAAUUUUUGAAGAUUCGAAAAAUAAUUGGGGACAGACACCUUGUGGUGGAAUUUGGUGGGACAAGAAACAUACACAAAUCAGUGCAAUUGAGAAUGAGCUAUAUAUAACUACAGCUGCCAAGCUGGCGAAUCGAAUGCCUAUGAACCCGUCAGAGUAUUACUAUUUAAACGAGGCUACUAAAGCCACUACAUGGUUCUUAAAUAUGGGACUCAUCAAUAAACAAAAUCUUAUCAAUGAUGGUCUCAACCCUAACACCUGCGUUAAUGAUAGAAACUUUAUCUUCUCAUACAACCAAGGAACCAUACUUUCAGGUCUACUAGAACUAACUUGGGCAACCCGCGACCGUCAAUAUGCUAAUCUCGCCCAUAAAAUUGCAGAGGCAGCAAUUAAUACUUUGGCUGAUUCCGAAGGAAUAUUACACGAGCCUUGUGAACCCAAUUCCUGCAACAGUGAUGAAGGACAGUUCAAGGGCAUCUUUAUCCGGAACCUUCAGUUCCUCCUCAAUCGAGAUUCUAAUAUUUCUCUUGCCAAUGCAGCGCUCUACAAAAAGUUCAUUCAAACCAAUGCGGAUUCUAUCUGGGCUCGAGAUAAUUCAAACGGUUGGCUGGGUUUAGCUUGGAGUGGAUCGAAUAGCGAGGUGACAGUACAAACACAAAGCUCGGCAUUAGACGCGAUUGUUAGCGCGGCUAACGUAUCCUGA
Molecule: messenger RNA, 1140 nt
Organism: Blumeria graminis f. sp. triticale
Lineage: Eukaryota; Fungi; Ascomycota; Leotiomycetes; Helotiales; Erysiphaceae
Source: the annotation of a GenBank genome assembly